CACAAAGCAUUGACCGAAUCCAUCGGCUAUUUUCUAGCCAAAGAUAUGCAGGCUAUCAAUACAGUCGAGGGCGAGGGCUUUAAGAAAAUGAUCAGAGAGCUUGACAAACGCUAUGCUCUGCCCUCUCGACAUUAUUUCACCAGAAAUGUCCUGCCAGGGAUGUACGAGAAUUGCCGAGAGAAAGUUUCAAAAGAAGUGUUGGAAGCGGAUCACUUCGCAGCAACAACGGAUCUAUGGUCUAGCCGUACAAGCGAACCAUAUAUUAGCCUCACUGUGCACUUCAUCGACAACGAGCUCAACUUAAAAGUAAAGUGUCUGCAGACGGCUUUCAUGCCAGAAGACCAUAUGGGGCAAAACAUCGCGGACAUAUUGAGGGAAUCUCUGGCGCAAUGGGGAUUAGACGAAAGCAAAUUGGUCUGCAUCACCACUGAUAACGCAGCGAACGUUAACCUGGCUACACAAAUCAAUGGAUGGACGAGGCUCCAAUGUUUCGGGCAUCGACUGCACUUGGCCAUAGAAAAUGCAAUGAAGAAUUCCGAUGACAAGAUCAGCCGUGCCAUGGGAGUCUGUAAGAGGUUGGUCAGUAGCUUCAGCUACAGCUGGAAAAAGAAGAGGGAACUUGAAGAAGCCCAGAAGCAACUGAAUCUGCCUCAGCACGCCCUCAAGACCGAAUGCCCGACCAGAUGGGGAUCUAGACAGGCCAUGGUCGCCAGAAUCCUUGAGCAACAGAAGGCGAUUGCCCAGGUCCUUUCCAAUGACCGGAAACAACGACAUCUAUACCUCUCCUGGCAAGACAUCGAUGUACUGGAAGCUGUCAAUAAGUCACUGGCCCCUCUGGUUGAUUUCACAGACGCGCUGUCAGGAGAAAAAUAUGUGAGCAUCUCUCUUGUGAAGCCAACACUGCAUCUCUUCAAUAACUCAGUCUUGAAAGAUCAAGAAGAUGACACACUGCUUGCCAAAACCAUCAAGCAUGACAUACUGGGCUACCUCAAUGAGAAAUACAGUGGCAGUGAAACACAAGAGCUACUUGACAUGGCGUCUGCCCUAGACCCAAGAUUCAAGUUGAAGUAUGUGGAUGAAGACCAGAAGGAAUCCAUUGUGAGUCGAGUGAAACUGGAGCUGAGGGAUGCCAGAGCUCCCAGUGCUAUGGUGGAAGCCCCUUCAGUGACAACUGUGGCCCCUGCUGAUACUGAGGAUGCUGCUGGUACAGAUGUUCCUAGCAAGAAGAGGAAGCUCCUGGCCAGCUUCUUCAAGGCCACUCCAGACCAGGGUGCAGGGCCUCACCUACAAGAAGACCAAGUAAUUUCUCUCGAGGUCCAGUCUUACUUCCAGUCCGAAACAACAGAUGCUGAGAAGGACCCGAUGAUAUGGUGGAGAGAUGCGAAGGCCAUCUACCCACGUCUUUCAAAGCUUGCCAGAAAAUACUUGUGUAUACCUGCCACAAGUUCCUCUUCAGAGAGAGUUUUCAGCACUAGUGGGAACAUUGUCACUUGCUUGCGAGCAUCUUUGAAACCUGACCAUGUCAACAGGCUGGUGUUUCUAGCAAAAAAUCUUUAGCAGCAUUUGCUAGUUCAGGACAGGUGCUCAUUUCAAGUUCAUUCCAAGUUCAAUGGUGGGUGUUAACGAAAAAAAUGUAACAAAUACAAAAGUGGAACAUUUUAUUUU
Messenger RNA from Neoarius graeffei (lesser salmon catfish), 1665 nucleotides. RefSeq names its product E3 SUMO-protein ligase ZBED1-like. The transcript has 3 exons. NCBI's taxonomy places the organism in Eukaryota, Metazoa, Chordata, Actinopteri, Siluriformes, Ariidae. The coding region runs from base 46 to 1557 and encodes 503 amino acids. Gene Ontology annotation, molecular function: protein dimerization activity. The record is from RefSeq and is a predicted model, not a curated record.